Messenger RNA from Neltuma alba, 630 nucleotides. RefSeq names its product phosphopantothenoylcysteine decarboxylase subunit VHS3-like. Bases 1 to 630 code for a protein of 209 amino acids. The record is from RefSeq and is a predicted model, not a curated record. Lineage: Eukaryota; Viridiplantae; Streptophyta; Magnoliopsida; Fabales; Fabaceae. The transcript is spliced from 3 exons.
AUGGGCAACACAAGAGAAUUCUCCAUUUGGCAGCUCAUUGGCUGCCUUGAAAAAAUGGGAAAACGCUUAAAGUGGAAAGAUUUAAAAUCUCAUAACCCCAAUAUUAUGAUGGGGAAGGUUAUUCCGAUGACUGCAUUGAAGGAGUUGAGGGCUCGUUUCAUGAAGAAGCUUGAAGAAAGUCAGAGGAUGUUAAUGAAGGCUCUCAAUGAUGAGCUAAUAAAAGUGGUGGAGGAAAUUGCAAGAGAGGUUGCAGUGGCAAGUGGAGAUGAGGAACUUAAUCAGAAUGAUACCAAUAAAGGAGAUGAUGAUCAAGAUGAGGAUGAAGAAGAACAUGACCUUCAUGAUAGGGAAGGAGGUCAUGAUUACAUGGUUGAGGAGGUGGAAGAUGAGGGUGACCGUGAUGGUCAUGGAGGUAAUGAUGACGAUGAUGUGGACAGGGAUGAGGAGGAACAUGACCAUGAUGAUAAGAAAGGAAGUCAUGAUUAUGUGGUUAAAGAGGUGGAAGAUGAUGAUAAGGAGGUUGAAGAUUUAGAUGAUAAGGGUGAGGAAGAUACACAUGCAAAGACUGCAACCCCUACCAAUCUUCCUUUGCUGUUGGAUCGUGAAUGGGAGAGCAGUGACAGUAGGUAG